GUACAACUGUCACUUGAUCAUUUCAACCAGCCACUCCAAGCUGGACACAUACCACAAUCAGUGGUACACCUGUCACUUACUCAUUUCAACCAGCCACUUCAAGUUGGACACAUACCACAAUCAGUGGUACACCUGUCACUUACUCAUUUCAAGCAGCCACUUCAAGUUGGACACAUACCACAAUCAGUGACACAUUUGUCGAUCGGUGGUAAGUUCGAUCAAUCACUUCAAGUUGGAUACAUACCACAAUCAGUGACUCAUUUGUCAAUGGUCUUUUUCUACCAGCCACUUCAAGUUGGACACAUACCACAAUCAGUGACACAUUUGUCAUUUGAUAUAUUCGAUCAACCUCUUCAAGUUGGACAUAUACCACAAUCAGUAACACAAUUAUCAAUGUCCAGCUUCAACCAACCACUCCAAGUUGGACACAUACCCCAAUCCGUGACACGAUUAUCAAUACCCAGUUUCAACCUACCGCUCCAAGUUGGACACAUACCACAAUCAGUGACACAUAUGUCAUUUGGUAAAUUCGAUCAACCACUUCAAGUAGGACAUAUUCCACCAUCAGUUAUACAGUUGUCAAUGCGACGCUUCAAUCAACCAAUUCAGGUCGGACAUAUUCCACUGUCAGUGAUGCAUUUGGAAUUGACACUCUUCAACCACCCUCUCCAAGUUGGACACAUCCCAAAAUAUGUGACAAGUUUAACUUUUGGCAGAGAGUUCAAUCAACUUCUCAAAACAGAGCACAUUCAAUCAGUUAGAUCACUGUCAAUUCAAUGCCCGCAAUUCUCUCCCGAGAAUAUCAGUUUGCUUGGACACAACUGUCUCAAUGAGCUUAGUAUUGUCCAUGUAGCUACAAAAGACAAUUGUAAAUCUGUUGGGACAUCCUCACUUUUACACCAGGAGACUAUUUCUCAUCUUUCAAAGAUGAAUACUCUUUUGCACUUAAUCAUCAAGAUUAAGCCGAGAAAGUGUCUCAAAGGAAUAGAUGGUGGGAUGCCAUUCUCUACUUUGUAUUCAUUGCUCAAGUUUAUUCCAACAAUCACUCUACAAUUCUGCUUUCAGUCUAGUGAUGCCAUUGACUUUGAAAUCAUUUGGAGACUGGUCGACGACAAAACAGCACUACUAGUCCCUAUAUCGGACGCGGAUGAUAAUGGAGUUGUACUAUUUUGGAAGUUUGCAACACACAAGCCUGGGGCGGUCACCACAUUCAAGAAUUCAACUGCGUCACAAGCCGAGCCCAACCUGGUGCUCGCCGAUCCGGGUGAGUCA
Molecule: messenger RNA, 1272 nt
Organism: Acytostelium subglobosum LB1
Lineage: Eukaryota; Evosea; Eumycetozoa; Acytosteliales; Acytosteliaceae
Exons: 1
Source: RefSeq, a predicted model, not a curated record